This is a messenger RNA of Hyalella azteca, 1513 nucleotides long. Its product is annotated as cytochrome P450 2L1-like. Gene Ontology annotation, molecular function: heme binding; oxidoreductase activity, acting on paired donors, with incorporation or reduction of molecular oxygen; monooxygenase activity. The record is from RefSeq and is a predicted model, not a curated record. The transcript has 11 exons. Bases 1 to 1461 code for a protein of 486 amino acids. NCBI's taxonomy places the organism in Eukaryota, Metazoa, Arthropoda, Malacostraca, Amphipoda, Hyalellidae.
AUGAUCGGCGCGGGCUCAGACACCGUGCAUAGCAUGCGCAUGCUGAAGUGGGUGGCCUACCUGCUCGCCCGGUAUCCAGAGUACGCAACGAGGAUGCAGCAGCAAAUAGACGCCGUCGUGCCCAGGGAUCGCAUGCUGUAUGGCAACGUCGUCACAACAAAGUGGGGCGCCCGCACGUUUGUCGUGUUCGCAGACUACGACCUCAUCAAGAAAGCCUUCCAGCAUCCAGACUUGCAGGGGCGGCCUGACUUUUUCUCCUUCAAACUCAUGCAAAAAUUUGGACGAAGAGGAGUGGGAUUUACGGAUGGGGCGGUGUGGUCCGAGAACAGACGCUUCGUGCUGCGGCAGCUCAGGUCCCUGGGAAUGGGCAAGACCGUCCUGGAGGAGUCCAUCCAGAAGGAGGCGUCGUUGCUGGUGGGGCACCUCGAGAGGACCUGCCUGGAUAAGCCUGCCGUCAUGGACUGCGCCAUCAACACGUCUGUUGUUAACGUCAUCUGGCAGAUGUUCGCUAGUACUCGCUACGAAGUGGGGGACUCUGAAAUCACAAAAUACUGCGAGGAUGUGAAUGUCCUCUUUGACAUUAUUCAGAAAAGAUUGUUCUUUCUGGACAUCUUCCCUGUGUUGACGAAUGUGUUGCCAAAAUUCAUACUGAACAUGUUCGUGGAUGUGAAACUCGCUGAAAGAUGCCUUGAAAAUUUGACUAAAAUGUCGGAGGACAAAAUUCGAGAACACCUUGCCUCCCUGGACCCAGGCAACCCGCGCGACGUCAUCGAUCAUUACCUGCUGGAAAAGCCUGACCGCGACCCCACUGGCUACCUUAAAGAAUACGACGCUGAUCAGCUGUACGGCAUGAUGAUCGAGAAUUUCCUGGGGGGAUCAGAGACGACGUCAUCUACCCUGCGCUGGAUGAUCCUGCUCCUGAGCAUCUAUCCUGACGUACAGGCAAAGGCACAGCGAUGCCUGGACGAAGUCGUGCCUCUCACUCGCCUGCCUUGCCUAGCUGACAAAUCACGACUGGAGUACGUGGACGCGAUGCUGCUAGACGUGCUGAGGCUGAGCUCUCUGGUGCCCACAUCUCUCAUCCAUAGCGCCACCGCCGACGUCGUCUUCGAGGGCUACAAUAUUCCUAAAGGCACCUGCCUGCUGGUGUGCAGUGAACUCUGCCAGAAGAAAAAGUCCUUCUGGCAGAAGCCCGACCACCUUUACCCUGAGCAUUUCUUGGACGAAAAUGGAAAGCUGGAUGGCAAGAAAGAGAAUUUCCUGCCUUUUUCAAUUGGACGGCGGCAGUGUCUGGGAGAGUCUCUGGCCCGCAUGGAACUCUUCCUCUUCGCGACGGCCAUCUUGCAGAGGUUCAAAAUCGAGGCUCCAGAGGGCGUAACUCUCCAGCCAAAGACUGACCCUUUUUCGACCAUAUUAAACCUUCCGGAUAAAUUCGAAGUGGUUCUCCGGAAGAGAAUUUAAACCGUGGGAUUUAUUGAAGACUGAACACUCCGAGUUUAAAUUGGUUCUCUGA